Messenger RNA from Thalassophryne amazonica, 2171 nucleotides. RefSeq names its product mitochondrial ribosome-associated GTPase 2 (gene mtg2). Gene Ontology annotation, cellular component: mitochondrion. Bases 229 to 1473 code for a protein of 414 amino acids. Lineage: Eukaryota; Metazoa; Chordata; Actinopteri; Batrachoidiformes; Batrachoididae. Gene Ontology annotation, molecular function: GTP binding; GTPase activity; magnesium ion binding. The record is from RefSeq and is a predicted model, not a curated record. The transcript is spliced from 6 exons.
UUUCCUCAAAAUGCCACGAAGAAGACGUGCAUUAGCAGCUUGGGUCGUUUCAUUUCAAGUCUUGUGAGUUUUACAGUAAAUAUUUGUGUUGAACUGAGAUUCUGUUUGGCGUUACGUGGUGGUUAAUGACGGAAUGUUGUUUCGCUCAGUAGUUGGUCGUAACACCAUGUUCCUGGGGUCAAGAUUUGAUCUGUUGUGACGCUGCUGAUUUAGCUAAGUUUUACAGUAAUGUUAUCUGCUGUCAUGCUGACUGCAUUGCUGAGCGUUAAAACCGUAUGGAGAUUUCCCCCAGAUGUACUUUUACAAUAUGUAUUUUGUCACGGGAAAAGGAAACUGUCGAGCUUUUUCAGGCACGUUGGAGUUAUUAAUGGAGUCAGAGGAUUCAGCACGUCCUGCACAGUGUGUGCCAAAGCCAGAGGACACCCUAAGAAGAGGGAGCUGUCUGAGAAGAAGCUGACCAGGUACUUUGUGGAUCACCGCACAGUGAAGAUGAUGGCUGGUUCAGGUGGUGAUGGGGCCUGUACUUUCCACAGUGAGCCCAGGAAAGAGUGGGGAGGACCGGACGGAGGAAAUGGGGGUGACGGAGGAAGCGUCAUCAUCAAGGCUGACCGGUUUGUUAAAUCACUGGCAAAAGUGGCUGCACUUUAUAGAGGACAGGAUGGGGAAUCUGGAGGUAGCAAGAACUGUUAUGGAAAAAAUGGCAGCACAACUUUUAUCUCUGUACCUUUAGGCACCGUGGUGAAGGAGCAGGGAAGAACAGUAGUAGAUCUAUCCGAGCAUGGCCAGGAGUAUCUGGCUGUGUUUGGGGGGGCUGGGGGUAAGGGGAAUAGAUUCUUUCUGUCUAAUGAGAACCGUGCACCAGUGACGGCCACCCCAGGAAUCCCAGGCCAGGAGAGAGUUCUGCAGCUGGAGCUGCGUACUAUGGCUCAUGCUGGACUGGUUGGGUUUCCAAAUGCUGGGAAAUCAUCCUUAUUGAGAGCUAUCUCCAAUGCAAGGCCUGCUGUAGCUGCUUAUCCUUUUACAACCCUCAACCCUCAUGUUGGAGUCAUCAAUUACAGGGAUCACGAGCAAAUUGCAGUUGCCGACAUCCCAGGGAUCAUCCAAGGAGCCCAUUUGAAUCGAGGCCUGGGGAUCGCUUUCCUACGGCACAUAGAGCGCUGUCGCUUCCUCCUGUUUGUUUUGGACUUGGCAACUCCAGAACCCUGGACUCAGCUUCAACAGCUACGCUUUGAGUUAGACCAGUAUGAGCCUGGGCUGUCCCAGCGGCCUCAGGCCAUCAUAGCCAAUAAAAUAGACCUACCCGAGGCUCGGGAGAAUCUAGAGACUCUAAAGAGCCACGUCAGUGAAAGGGUUGUCCCUGUGUCGGCUCUCACAGGGCACAACACAGAGGAGCUUAUCCUUCACCUCAGAGCGCUGUACGAUGGCUACCUGCAGGAAGAAAUAAGAGCAGGAGGCAAACCCAUCAGGUGGUAGUUUAAAUGGGGGAGGGGGGGCCUUUCGUCUUAGCAUACUGACAUUUCUUUUAGUAUGCGUUUUGAAAAUAUGCAAUGCAUUUGUUUCCUAUCACAACUAUUAUUGUAGUAUUGGCAAUUUAAAUGUUUUAUUUAAGCACUGUGGAAUUUAAGAAGCAUCUAACUACUGUCAAGUUCUGGUUAUAUCUGAAUAAAGUUUUUACUUCAAAACAUAAAACCAAAACGGUGACAGAGUGCUGGCUGUGUCUCUAAUCUGGUAUUACGCUCCUUAAGCACGUUGAAGGCUCCAGUGAAAGCAAACUGAUAUUCUCUUUCAUAAAGGGCUAAGAAUCCAAAUGUCUUAUCUGCUGAGUAUGACGGCCGUCAUUUAUGGUUCAAUGCCUGAAAUCUUCACCACGAUUUUCAUUUUAAUGUGGGAAAGCACUGUGCACACUGUUCGCUCUGCAAAACUCUUAAGUGCUAUUAAAAGGAAAUGGGCGUACACAAGAUGAGAACAAGUGUACCAGUACCUCAAGUGGUAUUCUACUGUCUCAGAUAGUCCUCUUCAAACUUCAUUGACACCCCUCCAAUAGAGCAACCUCCCUCUGCUGCCGCAGUUGGUUUUUCAACUAAAAUUGUAUCACACCAUGAGCAGUCAGUAUGUUAUAUGAUGUGCUGUACUGACGUUACCUGACAUAAAGUUGAACAUGUAGAAAUGAA